Erythranthe guttata (spotted monkey flower) is the source of this 972-nucleotide messenger RNA. Its product is annotated as ethylene-responsive transcription factor LEP. The record is from RefSeq and is a predicted model, not a curated record. Lineage: Eukaryota; Viridiplantae; Streptophyta; Magnoliopsida; Lamiales; Phrymaceae. Gene Ontology annotation, biological process: regulation of DNA-templated transcription. Gene Ontology annotation, molecular function: DNA binding; DNA-binding transcription factor activity.
UCAGGCAUCAGCUGAUCGAAACAGUUUAUCUUUGUCAGAGCUAUCUAAUCUACAGUACUUGUCUAAACAAAUUGUUUUACGUAUUUUUUUUAUAUUUAUAAUAUUAAUUAAAAAAAAGGAAAACAUGAACACCAAGUCAGCUGGCGGCGGAGGAAGCGGUAUACCGUCACCAUCGAAGAGCAAAAGAAAGAGUAACAACAACCAGCAGCAAGAUUCAUCAUCAUCAGCAGCAGCAGCAACAACGAACAGAUUCCUCGGGGUGAGGCGGCGGCCGUGGGGCAGAUACGCGGCGGAGAUAAGAGACCCGUCCACCAAAGAGAGGCACUGGUUGGGCACUUUCGACACCGCGGAGGAGGCGGCAUUGGCCUACGACAGGGCGGCUAGGUCCAUGCGCGGCUCCAGGGCCCGCACCAACUUCGUCUACUCCGACAUGCCACCUGGCUCUUCCGUCACUUCCAUCAUCUCCCCCGACGAAACCCGCAACGAUUUCUCCAUGCUCUUCGCCGAUAAUAAUAAUAAUAAUAAUCCAUCAGAAAAUCAGCACCAGCUUUUCUUCGGACAGAGCCACCACCACAACGCCGCCGCCACCCAGUUUCAAGGUUUUCAGCUCACCGGAGAUGCCUGGAAUAUUAAUAUGUAUGAGGAGCAGCAGCAGGUGAGUGACUUUCAGUACGUCCGUCAGCCAUCACCGGCACCUGAGCUGCCGCCAUUGCCGCCGGACAUUACUAGCAGCUGCUACUCCGGCGAACCGCCGGUACUGUCUGAAAUGGGGCAUGGGGUUCUGAAUGAAAUGAGGUACCUUGAGCUGUCGGAGCCGAGGCGUAGCAUCGAUUCGGCAGUUCCAUACGACAUGGGAGAGGCCUUUUUUGGAUAUGACAGCGGCUCAGUCACUACCGCCGCCGCCAGAAACAGUUUCUCCGGCGGCUAUGGGUGGUACUGAGUUUCACAACUUAAUUAUGUGGACGGAGUAAA